GCGUGCGCGCAGCCUCGCACGCGCGCAACAGAGCCGAGCCGAGCGCGUCACGCACAAGCACGCACGCAGCAGACUGAAGAGCAGCCAGCAGCCCCGCACACAAGUUCCGCCUGCAAGACGCCCGAGGUCCGUCCGCCAUGGGAGGCAAACUGAGCAAGAAGAAGAAGGGCUACAACGUCAACGAUGAAAAGACCAAAGAGCCGGACGCCAAGGCGGGCGAGGGGUCCGUUCCUGACGACAACCAGACAGCCACGGACAUCAAAGAUGAGACCACCCCCGCCGCCAACGAUGCGGCGGCCGCCACGGAGGCUGCACCCGCCGCCGCCAAGGAGUCGGAGAAAGAGGCCAAUGCCGAGCCCAAAACAGAUGGCGAGCCUGCCAAGGCCCAGGAGACCGCGGCCGCCACUGCCCCCAAGGAGGCUGCCGACCCCGCUGUCAAAAAUGAGGCCGAUGCCAAAAAGACUGAGGCCCCCAAAGCUGAGGCGGACCCCAAAGCCGGCGAGGCCCCCAAGGAGGCACCCAAGGAGACCCCCAACUCGACGGCAGCCCCCGAAGCUCCGCCCAAAGACCCCACCGAGGCACCAAAUAAGGAUCAAUGCAAAGAUCAAAGCGUCACCGCUCAAGAUUGAUUGGUGGACGCCCACUGGAAAGCCACGCCCACUUUGGACAAUAACAACGAGAAUCAAGAACGACCACCGACAAACCCGCUGGAGCGACACCCGAACCACCCGAUGCAAAAUUAUAAUGAUUAAUAUUGUACUGAUGAACUUCACCAGCUGCCCGACCGUCAUCUCACGCCGUCACAUGAUCGUCUUGGCCACGCCCCCUCACACAAAACUUUCUUAAAACAGAUCCAAAAUAGUCAAAAAUUUCCUAAAUAGUCAAGAGUAGAUUUUGUACUAAAAAAACAAACCAAAAAAAAACAUUUGUAACAUUUCUAUGCUUGUUUGGAACCUGAUUUGAAAUACUUUAUGCUGAUCUGAAUAUAAUCCGAUUCUAGCCUGCUUCAGGUCUAGUUUUUUGUCUGGUUCUGAUUUAGGACCAGAUAGGCUCGAAAUUGGGACUGAUUUGGCACAGGUCUGGGUCUAGUCUAGUUCAGGUCUGCGUCUAGUCUAAUUCUAAUCUAGUUCUGGUCAGGUUCUUGUGUGGUGCUGAUCUUUGACUAGUUUGGAAGUAGUCUGCUUCUGAAUUGGUCCUGGUUUGGUACGAAUAUGGUUUUAAUUUAGUCAUUCGGGAUUACCAUCAUUUGACUCUAGAUUAGUCCUGGACUGUUUGCAAAUAAUCUGAUUCUAAAUUAGUUAUGAUCUCUUAGUCCAGUCCAGUUCUAGUCUUGUACUUGACUGGUACUGGUCUUGGAAUAGUUUGAUUCUACACUGGUUCUAAUUUGUCAGGUCAGGUCCUAGUCUAGUUCUGGUCUUGUUCUAAAUUGGUUCUUAUCUGGCGCAAGUCUGGUCCUGGUCAGAUUAAAGUCUAAUUCCAGUCUGGUCCUUGUCUGGUUCUAACCUGGUUCUGGACAAGUUUGACUCUCGUGGUGAUCUGAUUUUAGUCUGGUUCUUGACUGGUCCUGGUGUGGAUUUUGUGGCUCUAAAUUGUGACUGAUCUGGUACUAGUUCUGGUCAGGCUCUAGUCUGGGACUAGUUUGGAAGAAGUCUGGUUUAAUAUUGGUCUUGGUCUAGUACUACUGUUGUUUGGUUCUUGUUUAAUACUGGUCUACAUGGGACUAAUCUGGUUCUGAAUUAGUUCGGAUUUGGUUCUGGUCAACAAAGAAGAGAGCAGACAUCAGAACUGGAAUUCUUCGAGGUUUUGGAUGCCAAAUUAAAAAGAGGAGGAAAAAAAAAGCUUGCUUCUAUGGCAACCGUCCUGAUGCAACUCUUAAUCCGUCACACAUUCACCUCAUACAAGCCCCUCGUGCACACGCAUGUGCACGUCGUGUACAUGGAUGUGCAUGUGUGUGCAUUGGAACGCUUGAGGGCACCUUGUCCUGCUCCUGAAUGAAAAAGUGUCCUCUAACUUUUGACCGCAUGUCGACAUGUAUGUGCGGUUGUGACAUACGUGUAAUCGCGUGUUCUGGCCUUCCUUUGCAUGUGCUGCCGGUCCCGUCUGUUGGAUCCGGUGAGGAAACGCUGGCAUGCGUUUCCAUGGUAACCGUGUGUCUCCAUCCCAGCCAGUGGCGCUCGCUCCAGGUCUCCCCCAAAAAAACACACAAAACAAAGAAAUUCAAGUUUCAAAGUUGUAUGUUUACUUGUUGAAAUGGUGCAACAGUCGUAAUAAAAAAA
Molecule: messenger RNA, 2276 nt
Organism: Hippocampus comes (tiger tail seahorse)
Lineage: Eukaryota; Metazoa; Chordata; Actinopteri; Syngnathiformes; Syngnathidae
Gene: basp1
Product: brain abundant, membrane attached signal protein 1
Exons: 2
Coding region: 138-629 (163 amino acids)
Source: RefSeq, a predicted model, not a curated record